This is a messenger RNA of Catharus ustulatus (Swainson's thrush), 649 nucleotides long. RefSeq names its product DNA-directed RNA polymerase II subunit RPB11-a. The record is from RefSeq and is a predicted model, not a curated record. Gene Ontology annotation, molecular function: protein dimerization activity; DNA binding. The transcript has 4 exons. Gene Ontology annotation, biological process: transcription by RNA polymerase II. Gene Ontology annotation, cellular component: RNA polymerase II, core complex. Lineage: Eukaryota; Metazoa; Chordata; Aves; Passeriformes; Turdidae. Bases 47 to 400 code for a protein of 117 amino acids.
AAGUGACGUAGCGGAAGUGAAGCGAGGCCGCCAUAGCAACGGCGGGAUGAAUGCUCCUCCGGCCUUCGAGUCCUUCCUGCUCUUCGAGGGCGAGAAAAAGAUCACCAUCAACAAGGACACCAAGGUGCCCAACGCCUGCUUGUUCACCAUCAACAAGGAGGACCAUACGCUGGGGAACAUCAUCAAGUCGCAGUUGCUCAAAGACCCGCAGGUGUUGUUUGCAGGGUAUAAGGUCCCACACCCUCUGGAACAUAAAAUUAUCAUCCGUGUCCAAACCACCCCAGAUUACAGCCCCCAGGAAGCUUUCACCAAUGCCAUCACGGACCUGAUCAGUGAACUCUCUCUUCUGGAAGAGAGGUUCAGGGUUGCUAUUAAGGACAAGCAAGAAGGAAUUGAGUAAAAUACCCCCUUUGGAGCAGAGUGUUACUUCUGAGGCAGAAUGAUGUGUCUGUUAUUGGAUGAAAUAUUUAAACUUCCAUUCAUGGCAAAUAUUUUCCCCCUUGUCCCACUUCUGUUUAAUUUUUGACAGCAGCAGCACCGGUUUGAGUUUGGUUUUUUUUUAAUCAUAGCAGACAGGCACUUUGCCAAGAGGAUAAAUGUUGUGUUGGAUUUGAUGGACAAGUCAUUAAAGUGAUUUUUAGUUUUCUAA